Trypanosoma theileri is the source of this 822-nucleotide messenger RNA. RefSeq lists its product as uncharacterized. NCBI's taxonomy places the organism in Eukaryota, Euglenozoa, Kinetoplastea, Trypanosomatida, Trypanosomatidae. The transcript has a single exon. The record is from RefSeq and is a predicted model, not a curated record. The annotation marks the transcript as partial.
AGAACAACAAUUACUACUACUACUACUACUAAUGGUGGACAACCAAAGGCGGUGAUGGCUAAUGAUGCUGGUGUUAAGGAAUGGAGUGAUUUUCUUGGAACAGCAGCCUGUAAUUCUACAUUAAGUGGAAGUAAUAAAACUGCUGGUGGAGUAAAUUGUUCGGAUUGGAAAUCUCGGGGGUUUAUUGAGGGAAUAUCGGAACGUUCCGAUGGAUCAAACUCAAAGAGUGAGGUACAACAACAGGUGAAUAAUCUACAAGGCCAGAAAGAUCCAGAAGAGCCACAGGAAGUUGCUUCUUCAUUGCAUGUAGGAAAGCAAGAUGGGAAGCAGGGGAAUCAACCGCAAGGGGCUGCAGUGGAUCAAGUAAGUCGUCAAGAACAAUCAACUGCGAAGGAUGAAGGCCCACACAAAGCUCUGGGGACUGAACCCCAAUCUGGUGGGAAUGCAGAACGUGCGCCGGAAGCAUCAAGUACAUCCGCACAACUUCCUUCUUCCACUACUGCUCCAGAAGAUAACAGCACAACCUCGACACCAUCCAAUAACGAAACUACAGGAACCAAUGCUUCUGGCGCAGACAUGGGCACCACUGCCGCAUCAGGCUCACAAGAAACCAAUUCCACUACUCUGCCGAGCUCCGAAAACACUGUCACUGAAGCACCAACCACCACUCCAUCUACUGCUCCCAACGCAGAGAUUACCUCUAUUGCCUCCGCAGUGCAGAGCAAGGCUAAUGCUGACAGCAGCAGUGUCAGUCCUGUGUGGAUGCGCACUGCAGCACCUCUGCUUAUUGUGGUUGUGUUGUUCUCCGUUACCAUGUACUGA